Messenger RNA from Cordyceps fumosorosea ARSEF 2679, 876 nucleotides. RefSeq names its product integral membrane protein. Gene Ontology annotation, cellular component: cell cortex of cell tip; plasma membrane. Gene Ontology annotation, biological process: fungal-type cell wall organization. NCBI's taxonomy places the organism in Eukaryota, Fungi, Ascomycota, Sordariomycetes, Hypocreales, Cordycipitaceae. The coding region runs from base 1 to 876 and encodes 291 amino acids. The transcript is spliced from 2 exons. The record is from RefSeq and is a predicted model, not a curated record.
AUGGCGCCUCCAAAAGCUCGCCGCAACACUACAAUCAUCGCCUGGCUCUGUUAUCUCAUCACCAUCCCCUUUCUCGUUCUCGUCCUAAUCGGUAACACACACAUCAAUGGCGUUCUCAACGACAUUUACUUCUUCAAGCUCGACGUCUCCCACAUCAUCCCCAUCGCUGUCGAAAACUCCCAGCUGCUCAACUCGGUCGCCCGCAGCCUCGGUCUCCAUGAUUUUUAUUCUGUUGGCCUCUGGAACUUUUGCGAAGGUUAUCUUGAUGAAGGCGUCACCUUUUGCUCCCGCCCCAAGCAGUAUUACUGGUUCAAUCCGGUCGAGGUCCUCGUCAGCGAGCUGCUUGCCGGCGCCAAGAUAGCACUGCCCUCCCAGGUUAUCACCAUCCUCACCCUCCUGCGUAUCGGCUCGCAAGUCAUGUACGGGUGCUUCAUGGCCGGCACCAUUCUAAACGCCAUUCUGCUCGUCCUUACGCCCCUCGCCACCCGCCGCCGCUUAUUCUCCCUAUUUAUCUCCAUCAUCGGCCUUCUUUCGGUCAUUACGCUCGCCGUCGCCUCCGUCAUUGCCACCGUCAUCAGCGUCGCCGCCAGGAUCGCGCUCACGGCCCAGGACCAGCUCAACAUCAGCGCUGACAUUGGCAUCAAGAUGUUUGUCUUUAUGUGGAUUGGCACCCUCGUCACGCUCCUCGCCUUCUUGCUGCACUCAGCCAUGGGCUGCUUCUGCCGGCCACAGCGGAUCAAGCGGUCGUCAUCGUCGAAGCGUUCGAAUGGCAGUAUGGCCGAGACGAGUAGUAGCAACCACAAUGGGUCACUUCCUCGAUUUAUGAGCCGAAAAAAGACGAAAAGCUCCUCACCGAAAAGUUCCUCACCGCAAUAG